Messenger RNA from Ylistrum balloti, 522 nucleotides. RefSeq lists its product as uncharacterized. The record is from RefSeq and is a predicted model, not a curated record. Bases 1 to 522 code for a protein of 173 amino acids. NCBI's taxonomy places the organism in Eukaryota, Metazoa, Mollusca, Bivalvia, Pectinida, Pectinidae. The transcript is spliced from 4 exons.
AUGACCUCAGUCACCGUGGAACUGUUUGGCCCAGUUGCAGAACAGCAAGACUUCAUUCCUCUCCCUAUCAUGGUACUUCGUGGAUUUUGGUAUAGUGAUGGUAGCGAGACAACGGUGAAUCCCACAACUGAAGAAAGUCUGACCACAACAGAGGGAAUAAGCACUACUGAACAUUCGAUGGACUUAGGAAAUGGGACAACUGACCCUUCAGAACUCCCGUCUACAGCAAAGACGUGCACAUGCUUGUGUCCAAGUAUAUCUGUAGAUAACUCACCGGCAGCCAUUGACCUCAAAAUACAGAAUUUGAAGAGGACACUAGCUAUAAAUAAGACUCAGCUCUCAUCUCACAUGAGAAAGUUCAUUAGUGUAGCGGACGGUCGUGCCUCUGCUGCUGGGAUAGGAUACGUAGCUGGUGUGUUCCUCGUGCUGGUGUUUACUACGAUUGUCGUUUUGGAUUUGUCAUCCCUUCUCCAGUAUCUCGCCUCAGUGUGGAAACAUGUUCGGGAAAAUCACCAAAAUUAA